AUGAGUCAGAAGCAUGUCAAGAAUGUAAAGAAGAUUGACCACAAGAACAAUUCUAAUAUUAGCAUGUACUGUUGCCAGAAUUCCAACAAACUCUUUGCAUAUUUUGCAAAGCACUUUGAUUCUGAAAAAUUCUUUAAGAUUUUCUUCUGGGCAGAGCCAAUUGUUAAUUAUGAGAAAUCAAAGCAAUUAGAGCAAUGGUCAAACUGCAUGAUAAUCUCAUGGAGAAAUCAGGCUGACUAUAUGGGACAACAUCUGCAAUAUAAGAAUGUCAACAAAGAGAACUUUGCAGAAAAGAGAAAGGAGACCAAGAAGAAGACAAGAGCUUCAGCUUCUGGAGCUGAUAAGUCAAAUCCAAAUCUGAGCAGCACUGAAGCUGCAAUAAUCCUCACAAUAAUUCAACAGGCAAAGCAGCUGUAUAGUAAAAAUCAACUUUUCAAGAAUUCCUGCCAAAAAUCCACUGGGGGAUUGCUUGUCAGGGUUGUGUAG
Messenger RNA from Coccidioides immitis RS, 486 nucleotides. RefSeq lists its product as uncharacterized. The transcript has 5 exons. The record is from RefSeq and is a predicted model, not a curated record. The coding region runs from base 1 to 486 and encodes 161 amino acids. Lineage: Eukaryota; Fungi; Ascomycota; Eurotiomycetes; Onygenales; Onygenaceae.